AUGGAAGGGAUAAUGAAGAAAUAUGGCAUCAUGCAUAAAGUGGCUACGGCCUACCACCCACAGACAAAUGGCCAAGCCGAGGUUUUCAAUCGGGAGAUUAAAAGCAUAUUGGAAAGAAUUGUGAAGCCCAAUAGAAAAUAUUGGAGUGCUAAGCUCACCGAUGCAUUAUGGGCCUACCGAACGACAUACAAAAUGCCAAUUGGCAUGAAUCCCUUUCGGUUGGUGUAUGGCAAAGCUUGCCACUUACCGGUAGAGAUAGAGCACAAAGCAUAUUGGGCCGUCAAAGAGUGUAAUCCAAGUUUGGGUGGGGCCGAAGUUGAGAGAAAGCUACAACUAGCGGAGUUGGAAUGUUUGAGGCUUGAAGCUUAUGAGAACUUUAGACUUUACAAGGAAAGGAUGAAAGCCGUGCAUGAUAAGAAUAUAAGAGGCAAAGAAUUUAAAGCCGGCGAUCUAGUCCUCGUUUAUAAUUCAAGAUUGAGAUUGUUGCCCGGAAAACUAAGAUCAAGAUGGGAGGGACCAUAUCAAGUAGAGAAAGAGGAACCCUAUGGGGUUUACCAUUUGCGCCAUCCCUCAAGUCCGGAUAUCUUCAAGGCUUAUUGA
Messenger RNA from Arachis ipaensis, 600 nucleotides. RefSeq lists its product as uncharacterized. Gene Ontology annotation, molecular function: nucleic acid binding. NCBI's taxonomy places the organism in Eukaryota, Viridiplantae, Streptophyta, Magnoliopsida, Fabales, Fabaceae. The record is from RefSeq and is a predicted model, not a curated record. Gene Ontology annotation, biological process: DNA integration.